UCUUUAAAUCUGGCACCAUCCAUCACUUACUCUUCGAAUCCGAAUUUUUGUUAUUUAUUAGAUUUAGAUCUUCUUCCCAAUCUCCCAAGCUGGAGAUCCAAACGACAAGUUGGUUAGAGAUGGAAGAAGAGCAACAAUUAGAGAGAUGGGAAGGCUAUGUAGAUUGGAAGAAGAGACCUGCUUUGAAAGGCCGCCAUGGUGGCAUGCUCGCCGCCUCCUUCGUUUUAGUGGUGGAGGUAUUAGAGAACUUGGCAUUCCUGGCUAAUGCAAGCAAUCUGGUGCUGUACCUCGUCAUGUUCAUGCACUUGUCUCCUUCCAGAUCAGCCAACACUGUCACAAAUUUCAUGGGAACUGCUUUCCUCUUGGCUCUCCUUGGUGGGUUCUUGUCUGAUGCUUUCUUCACUACUUAUCAAAUCUAUUUGAUAAGUGCAGCUAUCGAGUUUCUGGGGCUAGUGAUACUCACAGCACAAGCUCGCACACCAUCUCUGAUGCCAGCAACUUGUAACAUGAGCACCAACGUUCAAUGCCAAGAAGUCUCCGGUGGCGAGGCAGCUAUGCUGUUUGGAGGGCUUUACCUGGUGGCGCUGGGUGUUGGAGGAAUUAAAGGAUCACUCCCCACACAUGGGGCUGAGCAAUUUGACGAGAGCACCCCAGAGGGACGGAAGCAGAGGUCCACAUUCUUCAACUACUUUGUCUUCUGCCUAUCCUGCGGUGCUCUCAUUGCCGUCACUUUUGUCGUCUGGAUUGAAGACAACAAAGGUUGGGUAUGGGGUUUUGGAAUCUCCACUAUUACCAUAUUCCUUUCCAUUCCCCUCUUCCUUGCCGGCUCAACCACUUACCGCAACAAGAUCCCUACUGGAAGUCCUCUUACAACCAUAUUCAAGGUCUUGACUGCAGCAAUGUGCAACCAUGGAUGCUUUACUCAGACCCCAAGUAACGCUGUUGUAAGCAUGGUGACAAGUCCUUCUCACUUAACCCAAGCUGAUGAGUUCAGAGAGAAAUCUGAUGAAAAAGUUCCAAUUCAAACCACAACCAAUGCCCUCAAGUUCCUUAACAGAGCCGUUGAGAACUAUCCCACUCACCCAGCAUUAGAAUGCACCGUGGAAGAAGUUGAAGCAGUCAAAAUAGUCAUCCGUGUUCUCCCCAUCUUUGCUUGCACCAUCAUGCUCAACUGCUGCCUUGCCCAGCUCUCUACCUUCUCUGUCCAACAAGCAGCCACUAUGAACACUAAGCUUGGCACCUUGAAAAUCCCUCCAGCUUCACUCCCGGUCUUCCCUGUCAUCUUUAUCAUGACCCUAGCACCCAUCUAUGACCAUGUCAUCAUCCCAUUUGCCAGGAGAAUAACAAAAACAGAGAUGGGGAUAUCUCAUCUGCAAAGGAUCGGUGUAGGAUUGGUUCUCUCUAUUGUGGCCAUGAUGACUGCAGCUUUGGUGGAGAUCAAGCGGAAAAGGGUGGCUACCCAUUCAGGGCUGAUCGACUCUGAAGAACCUUUACCCAUCACAUUCUUUUGGAUUGCACUGCAAUACCUGUUCCUUGGAUCAGCAGAUCUGUUCACAUUGGCCGGUCUGCUGGAAUUCUUUUUCACAGAAGCACCAUCGAGCAUGAGAUCUUUGGCCACAGCCCUCUCCUGGGCCUCAUUGGCCAUGGGUUACUACCUCAGUUCAGUGCUGGUAUCAAUAGUCAAUACUGUCUCUGGUAAAUCCCAUCACAAACCAUGGCUAAAAGGUAGCAACUUUAAUCAUUACCACCUUGAUCGGUUCUACUGGACAUUGUGUGUGCUAAGCGGAUUGAAUUUCUUGCACUAUCUCUUCUGGGCCAACCGCUACAAGUAUAGAUCAAAAAGCCCUGGUAACUGGAGAGAUAUAAGGAGAUCUAUGAAAUGAGAUGUGCGCACUUUCUGAGAUGGUCUCUUAUCUGUGGCCUCUUAUCCAUGUCAACAACAUCAUCCGCUGUAAAUAUGCUUGAUGAUGCAUCAGGGUCCUCCUUGACUGCCAUUAGUAAGGAAAAUAUCCAAUAUUGGUUUAUUAUUUCAGAAAUAGUUCACAAGUUUGGCUGGUCCACUCUUACCUUGUACUCUAGGUACUACU
Telopea speciosissima is the source of this 2087-nucleotide messenger RNA. RefSeq names its product protein NRT1/ PTR FAMILY 4.6-like. The transcript is spliced from 5 exons. Gene Ontology annotation, molecular function: transmembrane transporter activity. The record is from RefSeq and is a predicted model, not a curated record. The coding region runs from base 120 to 1883 and encodes 587 amino acids. Gene Ontology annotation, biological process: transmembrane transport. Lineage: Eukaryota; Viridiplantae; Streptophyta; Magnoliopsida; Proteales; Proteaceae. Gene Ontology annotation, cellular component: membrane.